This is a messenger RNA of Drosophila nasuta, 3398 nucleotides long. It is a transcript of the gene Ube4A, whose product is annotated as Ubiquitination factor E4A. The record is from RefSeq and is a predicted model, not a curated record. Gene Ontology annotation, cellular component: cytoplasm; nucleus; ubiquitin ligase complex. The transcript has 3 exons. The coding region runs from base 59 to 3121 and encodes 1020 amino acids. Lineage: Eukaryota; Metazoa; Arthropoda; Insecta; Diptera; Drosophilidae. Gene Ontology annotation, biological process: protein polyubiquitination; ubiquitin-dependent protein catabolic process; ERAD pathway. Gene Ontology annotation, molecular function: ubiquitin-ubiquitin ligase activity.
UGAAACAUUCUAAUUUCUGUUAAACAAUCUAAAUAAUUAUUGAACACAACCAAAAAUAAUGCAGAUGGCGAGCGUUGGAGAUACCGAUAAUCCAUUUGCAGCGCUGCUCCAACAAGCAGCGGACGCUCCUGCAAAUGGCAUUUCUAAGCAGCUGAUUGAAUUCAUAUUGCUCUUUACCCUCAACAAAGAUGUGGAUCACAGUCGCAAGCAUUCGGUGCUGUGCCUCGCCGACGUUGUUGUUGCCGACAACACCGAUAACAUGGGGACACUGAACGAAGAUCUCGUUGCCCAUGCACUCUUCGAGCGUCUCAUGAUCAACGAUCUAGCACAAUAUCUGGUCACACCGUUUCAAAGUACGCAGGGUAAGGACGAAGCUUUGCAGCGGCACUCGAUGAAGUAUUUACAUGGCGCCUUCAAUCGCUGCGAAAGCAAGCUACAGAAGCCGAACAUCAGUGAACGGGACAAAAAGGAUUGCGAGAAGAUACUGAAGCUGAUCUUUAAUAAUGCCAGCACUUGCAUGCGACAGCCGGAUUUGUUUUUGCCGCAAAUAUUUCAUCUGCAGUGGCUUGAUCUGUUCGAUCAGGCGGAUGAGCAUGAUACGAGUGUGCAGGAGUUUCUUAUACGCGUCUGUGACAAGGUGCUCGAGGAGGAUGAACAGGAACUGGAAGCACUGGGCGCUUUGAAGGCCAUCUUUUAUCCCAUGUUGCGCUUUUUGCAGAAGCAGCUGGUCAAGGACAAUUUGAUCACCAUACGCAAGAACCUCUUCUGGAUAUUGGGUUAUUUUGUGCGCGAAAAGCGCGCCGGGAUGUUGGGUGAACUGCUCAUCGACUACACCACUCCCAAUCCCAAGGCAAAGGGUGGCGACUACAUGACCACUUUGUUUGGCCAGCUGCUAUGUGUCUCCAUCAUGCCCAAGACACAGUCGGCACCCUAUGAAUUCUUUCGCGACAUCUCACUGGUUUCCCAGCAAACGGAUCCAUCUUUGUGGCAACUGUUGGCACAUCAUCAACAGCAAAUAUUUCUGCUGAUUAAACAGCUGCUCGUCCAGACGCCCGAAACCAAGAGGAAAACGCUACAGUGGAUCGCCAAUUGCUUGGAUGCGAAUGUGGCGCGUGGCCAUCUGUGGAGCACCAUCAAUCUGAACAUGCAGCAGACGGUGCACAGCACAGCAAGUGAUGCGUUCAUGACCAGCCUGAGUGCGGUGCUGAUGCGUCUUUGUGCGCCGCUCUGUGUGCCUGGCAUGAAGGUACUGCUGGUGGAUCCCACUUAUUGUGCCGUCUCAACCAUUGAGGAACGCCGCGCUAAGGGCGUCAGCAUGCUCAAGGCCUAUGAGGAGACUUGUCUGCUGCCCGCUGAGGAGGGCGAACAACGCCUCACGGCAGCCAAAUACAAUUUCAUCACCGAAAUCUUCUACUUGGCGCACAAAGCCUUCGAGCUGGGCAAUCGUGCGUGCAUCGAGCGCAUGACACGCAUGAUGCGUGAGCUGCAAACCACACAGACAGCUUACCAGGAGGUAGCUACGCGUGAUCCCAACAACGAUCUAACCAAGAAUCUGUUGCGCAUGCUCCAAGAGCAGAUGCAGCAAGUGCUCUGCAUACGCAACGGUUUGGCGGAGCCCGAAAAUGAUGCUGCCAUCUUGCGGUUCUUUGAGGCCUCGGCUAUUUGGUUGACGGAAAUUGCAAUGAUGCCACGCGAGAGUUACGAAACGGCUCUAGACAAAAAGGACUUUGCGCCGCAGCUUCUGCGCAAUCUGGAACUAUUGUCAGAGACGCCACCAUUUGUGGCGCCAUACAUGAAAUCGGUGCCAGAGAAUAUCAUUGAUAAUAUUGCUGCGUAUUUGAAUUUCUGCCGCAAUUUCUCGGGCGAUCAAUUCAUACAGAUGUACACCACAUCACACGAUGCCUUCUUCAAGAUGAUACUGCUGUUUAUGGGCAGCUCGGAGCUUGUCAAGAAUCCGCAUUUGCGUGCCAAGCUCGCGGAUGCCUUGGAAUUUCUGCUGCCCACGCAAAUCUCCGGCAGCAAUCGCAAAGCAUUCAUCACACAUGUCUUUGAUAAUCAUCCGGAUCGACUGCAAGUUGUGCGCAGUCUAUUGAAUGUGUUUGUGAGCAUUGAGAUGACGGGACAAUCGGUGCAGUUUGAGCAAAAAUUCAACUAUCGUCGUCCCAUGUAUGCCAUCAUGGAGUUCCUGUGGACCAAGCAGGAGCACAUCGAAUGCUUUCGACUGCUGGCCAGCGAAGCUGAGGCGAAUAUGGAGGCAAUUGAGCCGCCUAUCUUUUUGCGUUUCAUCAAUCUGCUGAUCAACGAUGCCAUUUUUCUGCUGGACGAAUCGCUGUCGAAUCUGGAGCAGAUCAAGCAGCUGCAACGUGCCCAGGACAAUGGCGAAUGGAACAAUUUGUCGCACAGCGAGCGACAGCAACAAACAACGAAUCUACAACAUUUGGGCAUGUUGGCGCGCUUCGACAACAUUUUGGGACGCGAUACCAUCAACAUACUGAAGCUGCUGACUACAGAAAUCAAGAGCAUCUUCUGCCACAACAGCAUGGUGGAUCGCAUUGCGGCCAUGUUGAACUAUUUCCUACUGCACCUGGUGGGCCCACAACGCGAACGCUUCAAGGUCAAGGACAAGAAGGAAUUUGAGUUUGAUCCGGCACAAACGGUGCUGGAGAUUGCACACAUUUACAUUAAUCUGAGCAGCGACAAUAGCUUCUGCUUGGCUGUCUCACAGGACGGACGCUCCUAUAGCGAUCAAUUGUUCGGCUAUGCGGAGAACAUCUUGAUACGCAUUGGCGGCGGUCAAUUGAUUGGCGACAUGGCCGAAUUUGCGGCCAAGGUUCAGAAGAUGGGCGCCGACUACAAGGAGGAACAAGAGUUGCUCGCCGAUGCACCCGAAGAGUAUUUGGAUCCAAUUAUCAGCACACUAAUGACGGAUCCUGUGGUGUUGCCCAGCUCAAAGGUAACUGUGGAUCGUUCGACGAUUGCACGGCAUUUGCUGAGUGAUCAAACGGAUCCAUUCAAUCGGGAACCACUUACCAUGGACAAGGUGAAGUCGAAUGAGGCGCUGAAGCAGCAGAUCGAGCAGUGGAUUGAGAGCAAACGCAGCGCAGCGCGUGAGAAGAGUUGAGGGGCCAAGUGAGCGGAAUAUGGAUGCUGCUGCUGCAUCACCAAAGAAUCAGGCGUUUUACUCGAGAAAAUUCCAAUAUAAAAAAUGAAUACCAUGUACAUAAGCUAGAGAGCUUGGCAAAUUCUUUUUUCCACUAGUUCAAUCGUCCUUUAGUCGAAGACGGAAAUGCGAUUUAGUUGUAAUACAAGUGCGAGUCUAUAAAAAUAAUCAUCAAAUGUUUAUGUAAAUAUGUUUUCAUUAAAUCAAAUAAAAAAUAUUGUGCAAAUGGAGGUAGAAA